Messenger RNA from Carassius gibelio (silver crucian carp), 2322 nucleotides. RefSeq names its product E3 ubiquitin-protein ligase RNF182-like. The record is from RefSeq and is a predicted model, not a curated record. The coding region runs from base 971 to 1714 and encodes 247 amino acids. The transcript has 2 exons. NCBI's taxonomy places the organism in Eukaryota, Metazoa, Chordata, Actinopteri, Cypriniformes, Cyprinidae.
GUCAAACGCGUUGGAUCGGAGCUCGCGCUGGCUCCUGUUGCCACAGCAACCACUGAGGAGAAAUCCGUGCAGCUUCUGAUGCUGGAGCAUUACCGCAAUGAGGGGGAUGUAGCUGUUGUGGUCGGACAGAUGGGACCUCGAGAUUGACUGUGACUCACCACAAAGCGACGAGAAAAGGAAAAUGUGUCGGUAAUAGACAAUUAUUAGGGUCGGAUACUGUUUUCUGAGGCGCAAUCAAGACCUGAGGUUUUUGCAGAAGGAACAAAGAGCUUCAAGAACUCAGAGGACAAUAUAAGCAUUCAUAGUUGAAAGUCAUGAUCAAGUGUAGCCAUUACUAGAAGAAGAACAUAUCUGACAGUAUUCAGGAUGAUUCUGCUGACUUUAUCUGAAUCUGUGAUUCUUCCACCUCAUUCCUGAAUCAGUUAUGGAUAACGAGGCAAAAACACACUCCGUGUCCAGACUCUGAUUUCAAAGGAACUGGCAGACGCUUGACAGCCGUGCUAUGGAAUAUUUUUGGACCUCUCUGGUGUCAACUGACUUGAUUUCUUUGUCUUUUCGGUUUUGUCUUUUUCAUGCUGGAAAAACCCAAGUAAGUUCUGGAACUGAGCUUGGAAAGUGAAUGGAGAUCAAUGCAAGCAAUGAAUUUGCAUAUUGUUGCAUUUGAGCUUUUUCUGCUUGUCAUAAAUACAUUAUGGUGUCAUGUCAUGGACAUAUAUUAAGCUUUCUGUCAGGACUAAGUUUUGAUUCUGUGGACUUCUAAUCAGCAUUUUGUGCUGCAAGCUCUUGAAAAGAUGAAUUUAAGCAAUCGUUGUUGGUGAAAAACAAACACAAAGCAGAAAAACAAGGGCUAACAAGGACGGUGUUGAGGUACUGCUCCUAUAGAAUACUUAAAUUUGCUUAAUUUGAACAUUUGCACCAGCUUCCUGGCUCUUCCAGUCCUCUCGGCUGUUACUGCACUCCAUCUCUCAGGAUGAGCCAGAAGUCUGACUCGGAGACUGAGGGCUCCCAGGCACCAGUGAUUUAUACGGUGGAGGAACUGGAGUGCAAGAUCUGCUACAAUCGCUUUGACACCCGGUCCCGCAAGCCAAAAGUGUUGAGCUGUUUGCAUCGUGUCUGUGCCAAAUGCCUCAAGAAGAUGGUGGAGCUGGAUUCGUCUCCGAGCAUCAUCAGCUGCCCCUUCUGUCGCCAUGAGACUCACGUCCCUGACGAGGAGAUCUGGUUGCUUCAAGAUGACAGCAACAUCCUGGCUAUUCUGACUUACCAGGACCAGGCACGUAAGAGUGGUACCACACCCAGUGGCGAGGUGCUUUUGACGCCCAGCAGCUUGAGUGGAGGCGAGCAGGCCCACAGUUCAUCCGACUGCCUCGUCAUCACAAUCAUGGAAGUCCCUGGAGAGUCGCAGUCCUCUGACUCUAUGAGCAUGUUGAACAUGGUGCGCUUGUAUCGGCCGGCCAGCCUUGACUCCUUGCCUUGCCACCUGCCCGUGCAGAAGUGCCGGGCAUGGACGUCUCAUUCGGUUCCUCGCUUUUUGUUGGGUUUCCUCUGCCUGGUCUACUUCAGCUCGCUGCCACUGGGGAUCUACUUACUGAUGAUCCAGCAGCUCACGAUGGGAGUGAUCUUGGUCAGCCUGGUGCCCUCCACCCUGGUCCUUUGCGUGUUCUACGGCUUCUGCCAAUGUCUGUGCCAUGAGAUCAUGGAGGCCAUCGCCACAUAACACCCCAUUGGUUGGUCUUUGGACUGAUCUUUGGACUAGCCAGACCUGUAAAAGAACAAAAGCCAAAUGACUGAUGCAUAUCCGCUAAUCCCAGACACCCAAUUUUUCCAUUGCACCAGAUUAUACCAGCAUCUACUCCUUGUAACCCACCUCACAUUGUAUGCAGGGCCAACUAUAAUUUACUUUAGCAGCUAAGGCUUGAUUACCAAUGCAAGCUGAAAGCAAUGAUUUUGGACUGCAUCAGAUCGCUGUGUUUUUGUAUCGUGUCUAGCUCACCCAAUGGGUCUUCAACAACUGUGAUAUAAAUAACAUGCAAAAGAGGAUGAAUCUCUGUCCACACUUUAAAACAGAAACCACAGGAUGUGUUCAACAAUACUAGAUGAAUUUGUUCGCUUUUCAUUAUCUUAUAAAUAUCUGUGGUAUAAUUUCAAUCAUUGUCUCAAUGUUCUCGUUGAAGUUCCUAGUUGCCUUUGUAAGGCAUAUCAAUGGCCAAGCUGUAAUGUAUAUGUUAAAUAAGUGAAUAUGUGUUUGUCAUUGCUAUGAGAAUGAACAAAUACUUUAAAGCCACCUGUUAGAUAAUCAAUAAAGAUUCUUCCAUAUCUAACAGA